AUGAAGACAAAGCAGAGCGAAUUUUUGUCAUUUAAUAUCUUGAAUUGUCCAUUUCCUAAACAAUAUUAGAAGACUGAAGAUUAAAAAAAUCUUCUUAUCUCUCAAAGACUCAACAUUCCCUUGAUACCUUUAAAUUUAGUAUAAGAAAAAACUGACACAAUUUAACUUAAAUUAUUUAAGAAUUUAAAUGAAUAAACAACUAAAUAGGAUGGGUCUCGAAAUACUUAAACAUUUAAAUUGAAAAAUUCAUUGAAAAUAAGUAGAUUAUUGGAAAAUAAUGUAUAAAAAUAGAUUGAAACUUAUAAAGAUUUUUAAAGAGAAGAAGGAAUAUCAAACUUAAAAUAAUCUUUAAAAGUAAAGACUUUGGACACAGAAUUAAAGACUUAAAAUCAAAUUAGGUAAAGAAUAACAUCUUUGCCAACUGAGGCAUUUGAAUCAAAAGAUUAUAAUUUUUAAAAUCCUGAACCUGAUCUCAUAGGAAAGAGAACUAUAUUUUCUAAAUAAAAUAUUCAGGAAAAUAGUAUAAAAAAAAGCUAAAUUUAAACUAAUUACAGUAAAGUUAGAACCUAAACAAUUGAUUCAAUCUCUAAUUAAAUUGGUUAAAAACAAAAACCUAUUAGUAAUCUAAAAAUUACAAAGAAAGUUUUUAUUAAGAAAUAUAGACUUAAGAUUAUUGCUAUAAUGGUUAGAGCUGUUCUUAAAUUAAGCAAAAAAUAUAAGUAAUUUUAAUCAUAACUUAGGUUUGUGUUUUAAAAAAGAAGUUAAGCAUUAAAACAUUUUCGCAAAUUAAAGGCACCACAUUUGCAUGUCUUUAGUUCUUUAGGACCUUAAAAAGUUUAGUAAAAAUAUCAAGAUUUCGUGUCAUUGUUGUUCUCUAAAAUUAUUCAGUUAUUAAAAAGUCAAAAUUACAUUAAGGAUUAUACGGAUAUUUUAAAAUAAGAAUAAAAAUUAAUAGUGGAUUUUUAAAAAUAAAGGUUAUGUUUUUUGAUAAAGAUAUUAUUUUAAGAUUUAGAAUUAAUAACUAGAAAAAAUAUAAUACCACCAUUUAUAUUACAUUCAUUAAAUUUAUGUCUUUUUUCUGGAAAACAUACCUAAACAAGUUAAUUUGUAAUAAAUAGGACUAAAUUUUAUUCAAAAACAGUUUAUUCACUUAAUUCUUAAUAAAAAGUAUUAAUUGCUUUAGAAUAUCUUAUUUUUACUAUUAUUGCACCAAAUAUAUUAGAUAUUGCAAAUAAAUAAAUUUGUAAUAAUUAAGAUCAUUUUUUAAUUAUCUAAUUUUAUUUGACAGCUAUUAUUAUACUAAUUACAGUUUUUUUCACAAAUCAUUUUAAAAAAUUACCAAAAAUAGAAAAAUCAAAUGUUAAACCUGUGUAAUUAAUUCUCAAAUUUUUGGAAGAAGAAGAAGAAGACACACAAAUUAAAACAGAAUUACUAAUAUCUCAAAAUUUAGAGAAAAAUGAAGACAUGAUUAUUUCUGGAUAGAUUAAAUUAAAUUUAAUAAAUUAGAUCUUUACUGAAAAAUUAAAGUGGAAAAAUUAAAUGACAAAAAUUUUCUCGAAAUUAGUUGAAAAUAUUGAAGCAUUAAUAGAUAUUGAAAACAUCGAGUGA
Messenger RNA from Paramecium sonneborni, 1608 nucleotides. Lineage: Eukaryota; Ciliophora; Oligohymenophorea; Peniculida; Parameciidae. The record is from the annotation of a GenBank genome assembly.